Cylas formicarius (sweet potato weevil) is the source of this 1887-nucleotide messenger RNA. RefSeq names its product trypsin-3-like. The record is from RefSeq and is a predicted model, not a curated record. The transcript is spliced from 2 exons. Gene Ontology annotation, molecular function: serine-type endopeptidase activity. Bases 7 to 762 code for a protein of 251 amino acids. Gene Ontology annotation, biological process: proteolysis. NCBI's taxonomy places the organism in Eukaryota, Metazoa, Arthropoda, Insecta, Coleoptera, Brentidae.
AGCGACAUGCAAGUGCUAAUGCUAGGUUUGUUUCUGGGAACUGUAACCCUUUGCUUAGCUGCUCCUCAGCGCUUCGAUGAUAUAAGAGGACGAAUCAUAAACGGUAUAGAAGUGGAUAUUUCAGAAGUUCCGUAUCAAGUAGCAGUUUUGUUUCAAGACCAUCAAGUCUGCGGUGGUGUUUUGAUAUCACCUACAGUAGUUCUCACCGCAUUGCACUGUUGGUUACCUCCAGAAACAAACCAAAACAUUUCCGAAUACAGUGUACGUGUCGGUUCAACUUAUUGGGAAAAAGGCGGUCAACAAAUUUUUGCCGACUCUGUUGUGUACAACAUUCCUAAAGGUGAAACUUCACUGGAAAACGACGUCGCUAUCAUUAAGUUAAAAUCUCAAGUUAGCGUUCCUAACGCCAUUCCGAUUGUACUAGACGAUGUUGAUACUGUUCACGAGGAUGGAGAACUUGUAACAUUAUCUGGAUGGGGAGCCACUCAAUUUCCAUUAAACGCGUCUGCGCCUGUAGACUUUCCGUUAAAAGAAGUAAAUCUAACGGUUACAGCUUGCGAUGAAGGUUCAUCGAAUAAGUUCAUAUGUUUUGCUCAAAAUGGAUCUGGGCCCUGUUAUGGCGAUUCAGGUGGUCCAGCUGUGAUUAACGGUAAGUUAGUCGGGCUCGCGUACAGCACAGUAUGCGGUUCAAACAUUUAUUCGGCGUAUUAUACGAGAAUAGCAGCGUUCAGAGGCUGGAUCCGUGAUGAGACUGGUAUUUAAGUUAUACAAUUAUUGAAAAAAAAAUCGGUUGUAUUACUCAUCAUCAAUAAAAUGUCGAAUCAAGUGAAUGUUCCUCUUAUUAUGUAAAAUUGAAUACCACUAUUGAGAAAAUCGUCUUCUCCUUUUGGGUGGUGUUAUUAGUGCGUGAAGUAAGUAUUUACUGGGUAGCAUUGUCAAAUAGCUACGUUAAAGUCACGGUGUUUAGUGUUUAGUAUACUGUACAAAAAUUGUUGAACAGUGAAAUAUGCACACAAGGGUGCAUACGACUGGUACUUUUCUGACGAUGACAAAAUGUAAAUUUAUAACAUCUCGUAUAUAAAUUAGUUUAUUAAUAUACGGGUGAGUUCAAAAGAUGGGCCGACCCGUUAAUGUCAGAUUCUUUGAUAAUAAAAAAUAUUUUGUUGAAAAUGGUUAUGUAUGAUUAUAUAGGCAGUUUAUAGUUUUUUUGUAAAUAAAAGCCGCAUAUUUGCGAAAAAAAAUGUUUACUACAAGAAACUUUAGCAGUAUCAACUCUUUGCAUAAUUUUUGAUAACAGUUCUAAUUUGGCGGAUAUUGUACAUUAUUUACUAAAUUAAAAGUUAGACAAUUAUAGAAUAAGUAAUAACUGUAAUUCCACUUUGAAUCGUCUAUCUUAAUAUCUUAAUAUCAAUAAUAUCCAUUUUUGUGUGUUUCUUUAUUAUUGUAAUUUUAUUAUAUACAUCAAAAGGUACAUUUGUAAGGAAAAAUUAAUACGGCAAGAAAAUUAUGCAAAGUAAACGCAAUAAGUUUCCUUCAAGAAAAUUUGGGGGUAAUAAAGUGUAGGAUAACACUUUAUUGUCCUGGUAUGCGGUUUUAAUAAGUUUAUAUAAAAAGUGUAACCCAACAGCACAAUUAUAGACACUAAGAUUCAAGAAUAUAUGUGAAAAACUGCCAGAUUAAUUAAUAAAAAUAAAAAAAAUAAACGCCCUGUACCGUAACGCUGUGGUAAAAACGUAAAGUUAAAAUGUUAUUCGGCAGAGCAGUCUAGCGCUGCGCGGCGCGGAAAGAUAGACAUCGGUAAUCAUCAAUUGUAUGCAAAAUAAAAAUACGCAGGGCCUUGCUGGAAAAAAAAAAGGUAUCAUUAUCGUUGAAUAAAAUAAUAAAAUA